CUUGAAGAAGUUUCGUUAUUGAAAAGUGAGAAAUACAAGUAGACGUAUCUUAAUUCAACUAACCUCGAAUUUAUUCAACCUGCCUCUUGGGGACAUCAUUUGAAACGUUUGAAGUUGAACAGAUAAAUUGAAACUUCAAAAUCUACAACUACAUGUAUAAAUUUCAUAUUAUUGUACAAAACAAAAGUUUGUGAUCAACUGAAGAUGGGAGUAUUAUUUUCAAGGUUUUGUGAUUGUCUUAAAAAGUGGAAGUUUCGCCAUGAAUCUGCUACUGCUGCUGCUGAAGCCGAAGAAAUUUCUGAGCUAUUUUUUGAGCUUCGUAUUCUUCAGGUUGCAACCAAUUUCUUCUCCGAAACGAAUUUGUUAGGUCGUGGUGGUUUUGGACCUGUUUUUAAGGGACUGAUGCCAAAUGGACAAGAAGUAGCAGUGAAAAAGUUGUCAGUAAACUCUAGACAGGGUGUUACAGAAUUCACUAAUGAAGUGAAGCUACUGUUGAAACUUCAGCAUAAAAACUUGGUGACAUUGUUUGGCUGCUGCAUAGAGGGAGCUGAGAAAAUGCUCGUGUACGAGUAUCUUCCUAAUAAGAGCCUUGAUUAUUUUAUUUUCAAGAAAGACAACUCAUCAGUCCUUGAUUGGGCUACACGGUACAGAAUCAUAACUGGUAUUGCUAGAGGACUUCUCUACCUCCAUGAAGAGGCUCCUGAAAGGAUUAUUCAUAGAGAUAUUAAAGCCAGCAACAUAUUGCUUAAUGAUCAAUUAAAUCCUAAGAUAUCGGAUUUUGGUUUGGCCAGGUUAUUUCCCGGUGAAGGCACCCAUUUAGAUACGCUCAAGAUUUCCGGUACUUACGGGUAUAUGGCACCUGAGUAUGCAAUGCAUGGAUAUUUGUCAGUGAAGUCGGAUGUGUUCAGUUUUGGGGUACUGACAUUGGAGAUUGUAAGUGGAAGAAAGAAUUUUGUUGACAACCUUGGUGCAGAGAAGGCAGAUCUCUUGAGCUAUACAUGGAAGCUCUUCCAGGAAGGGAGGAGCCUGGAGUUAGUUGAUGCUAGCCUUGGUAAGUGCAAUCCAGAUGAGGCGGCAAUGUGCAUUCAACUUGGGCUGCUAUGCUGCCAAGCGACUGUUGUUGAGAGGCCAGCCAUGAGCUCUGUUCAUCUGCUUUUAUGCAGUGAGUCAUUUAGUUUGCCUCAGCCAGGUAAACCUGGAAUUCAUGGUCGCCGAUGGAUUGCACCAACUAGCUCUUCUGCUUUCACCAAAACUAAUCCUAGUAGUUCGUCCUCUGGUCUCACCAAAACUACGACAGGGAGCACUGCUGUUGAAGACUUUUCAAGAAACUCCAUCUCUCUUUCUUCUGUAGAUGAAGGUAGAUGAUAUAUUACAGUAUAUUAGGAAUUGUAAUAAUUUAUAUGCUUGUAAAGCUUAUUCAGUAUUUGUUUGUCCAAAAUUAUCAUCACUUUGUGGAAGUCAUCAUUUAACAUCCAUUAGAGUAUGAGCAAUGGUGGGUAACUCACCACCAUUACAACUCAUCUCAUUUAUUUCUCUCUUCCAACUUUCCACUAUCUUAAAGUUACUAUUAUGAGUCA
Messenger RNA from Chenopodium quinoa (quinoa), 1577 nucleotides. Its product is annotated as cysteine-rich receptor-like protein kinase 10. Bases 205 to 1365 code for a protein of 386 amino acids. NCBI's taxonomy places the organism in Eukaryota, Viridiplantae, Streptophyta, Magnoliopsida, Caryophyllales, Amaranthaceae. The record is from RefSeq and is a predicted model, not a curated record. Gene Ontology annotation, biological process: protein phosphorylation. Gene Ontology annotation, molecular function: ATP binding; protein kinase activity. The transcript has 5 exons.